Molecule: messenger RNA, 2070 nt
Organism: Paramacrobiotus metropolitanus
Lineage: Eukaryota; Metazoa; Tardigrada; Eutardigrada; Parachela; Macrobiotidae
Product: eukaryotic translation initiation factor 3 subunit K-like
Exons: 8
Coding region: 1170-1877 (235 amino acids)
Biological process (GO): regulation of translational initiation
Cellular component (GO): eukaryotic translation initiation factor 3 complex; cytoplasm
Molecular function (GO): ribosome binding; translation initiation factor activity
Source: RefSeq, a predicted model, not a curated record
GGGCGGUGAAGUGGGGUGCGAAGUCCAGGCAGGCGUGAUGUUCUGCCGAGGAUACGGCUCACUCCCGUCUCCGAAGGUUGUUGCCGGUGGUUCGUACAUUAUUUCGUCUUUGAUUUCAACGGGCAGAAUAAAAAUCAAUAAUCAUAAAUUCAUAAUACGCAAUGGACUCGUAAGCAUUCACAGCGCGAUGUUCUCAAAGAAUCACUUGUAAGUUGUCACCAAUGUGCCUCCAAGUCCGUCUGAGUCCAUUGUAAAUUUUUACCACGUCAGGUGCAAGAAAUUCGCGUAUUCAUUGACAAAAGUUAAUGACUGCCAGUGGGGAUGAAGCUGAAGGAUCGAUCUUCCACCACGAAACUGUGCGACGGGCAAGUGUAAUCGGCGAUCGGUCAACCCUGCUGCAAUGGCUUGCAAACCGACGGCAUCCGAGGACCAGACUGUACCACGCAAAAAUAACAGCGCAGUGUCCCUCCGAGUAACAAAAGCGUAAAGGGUAAUCCGGAAUUAAACCUCCGCGCCUCGCGGAAUUACAGGUUUCUACUUCGUCGAUUACGAAGUUUCAGUCUCUGACUGCCUCAGUCGUACAACAACAUCGCACCAGCUGGAUACGGUUUUUCAGAAGCUAUAACAGCAUUGUUAAGUACUUAUACGAUACAAUCCGGUGACUGUCGACAGAUGUAACCAAAAUUUAAAAGAAUAUCCAAUAAUUUCAAUUAAACUAUUAUCGAAUAAUUAUGAAGUAGCAAAAUUUUAUUUAUGGCAAAAUCCGGGCUGUUUUUAGUCACUUUUUUGGAUGACGCGUACCGUGACUCAUGCGUUUUAUAUAGUACUUACGCAGUUACGCUUCCCAGCGUUCCGCCAGCACGUGUACGUAUAACGGUGCGUGCGGCGUCAGCAACCGAUUACAGUCUAUUUAAAUUUGUUUUAACGACAUUUCACUACAAAAUCAGCAAAAUUUCGACAGUCUGAAUAUUUAUAAUAUUUUAUCUUUCCGAAGUUCCAACUCCGUACGUUAAUUUCGUCACAGUUGUACGUUUUAUAUCUUUCAAAUAAUAUCUCCGGUCUGCUGCUGACUUUCCUUGCUAGCGAACCCAGUUUGAAGUCCGUUGUAUAACCAGCUGUCGCUGAUCGGGUCGUCGGCAAUACUCUUGUCACAAUCACUGAUCACACGAAUGGCGGCGUACGGACAGAACGCGGCGUCCAUCACGAGUUUGCAGCCGGAGAUUAGCAAAAUCCUGCAGUCCAACAUCGACAAAUAUAAUCCCUCCAACAUCCACAUCAUGGAGGACUACGUGGAGGCACAGGCGCGCGAAGGCCAUUACGACCUGGAAGCUAAUCUACUCCUCCUCAAAUUGUAUCAGCUGAAUCCUGGCGGAAGUUACAGCGCGGCGCGCGCCUCCUACGUGGCCAAAGUGCUGCUGAUGGGCUUGAUGCAGCUGCCGCGCAACGAUUUCCAGAUCUGCAAGGCCCUCACCGAGCCGGAGCUGACGCGGGUGCUGCGCAUCCAGGAUGUGAUGCGGCUGGAGACCAGUCUGGAGACCUGCCAGUUCGACUUUUUCUGGAACGAUUUAGAUCGGUGCAGAGACACCGUGGCUGGCGUAGAGGGCUUUGAUACGGCCAUUCGAAAUUAUAUUUGUUCAGUGAUCGGCAUGACCAAUCAGACCAUUAAGGAACGCCAGUUGAUCGGAUAUUUAGGCCCGGGUUUGCCCUAUGAGAAAUUCAAGCGUCUCGUGGAGGAAAAAGGCUGGCGCAUUCAGGGCGAUAAAACCGACCGGAGUAUUUUCAUCAAGGAUCAGACGAUGACCAUCAAGCCCCGUAAAAUUACCGAAGCUAUAGAUUUCGCUGAUGUUGCCACCAUUCUGUCAGCUGCCGCACAGUAGAAUCGACCGGCAUCUUUAUGAAUUUUUGUCUUAGUUACUUAUUUGCAAACAUUGUUGUCGUCCUCUUCGCCUGUGUACGGGUCAGCGGUUGAUUUACUCGCUAAUUCCAUGCUCUCGCCUUCGUGCAAGUUUCAUUUUUUGCUUCCAUUAAAAAAUCGGCACAAAUGAUUCCGUAAUAAACCGUAAUCACGAA